AUGUUAUUAUUCACGUUUUAUUGUCUCCUACUUUACUCGCAAUUCGCCGAUAUCCAAGCUUUUAAUGUUAUGGACGGGGAUUUGGUGACGUUUUUGGAGUCGAAGAAGAAAGCUAAAAAUGCUAAAAAAUUGAAAUUCUUCGACGAUGACCAAGUUUUGGUUGAAAUAAUGUUGAGAAAUGGGAAAGAAAAUUUGAUGGUUAAUCCGAGAAGUAAUCGAUUUGGGGCGAAUAACGUUAAAUUGUUUCAACCAAUUGAUCAAAGAUUAACCAUCGCGGAAAUCAUCAAAAAAAUCGAGAACGAAUCAAUCACUAACAUUUUAGACACGAAAUUAAUUAACCCAAAUAAGAAUCAAAGUGUUAGUUUCGACGUUGAAUCUGCAACAAGAAAGCUAAUUCUCAAAAAUCGAGGAUACCAAAACUUAAUUUUUUGUUUAACCUUAACAGAUGUUUCAAGAAUUUCACCCCCAAUUUUAUUAAUUUAUCUCACUAAGAUAUUAAACGAUCAAAAUCGUUUUAAAUCGGUUAAAACUCUCGGUUUGAAACGACGGCGUCAUCUAACAACCGAUCAACGUUUGUGUAGGCGCCAUAAAAUGUAUGUUGAUUUCGAUGAUUUGGGUUGGAACGAUUGGAUUAUAGCCCCAACGGGGUACAACGCGUAUUAUUGCGGGGGUGAUUGCGAUUUACCAUAUACGAGUGAAGUUAACGCCACAAAUCACGCGGUUGUGCAAUCGAUGGCGCAUUUAUUUGAUCCUGAAAAUGUACCGAAACCUUGUUGUGUUCCAACGAAACUCAACAGCAUCUCUUUGUUGACGGUUGAUGGGGAAGGGGUGGUGAUUAAGCAGUAUGAGGAUAUGGUUGUUGCAUCUUGUGGGUGCCAAUGA
Molecule: messenger RNA, 882 nt
Organism: Onthophagus taurus
Lineage: Eukaryota; Metazoa; Arthropoda; Insecta; Coleoptera; Scarabaeidae
Source: RefSeq, a predicted model, not a curated record